Messenger RNA from Branchiostoma floridae (Florida lancelet), 518 nucleotides. RefSeq names its product serine protease HTRA1-like. The record is from RefSeq and is a predicted model, not a curated record. The transcript has 3 exons. Gene Ontology annotation, cellular component: extracellular region. NCBI's taxonomy places the organism in Eukaryota, Metazoa, Chordata, Leptocardii, Amphioxiformes, Branchiostomatidae. The coding region runs from base 21 to 410 and encodes 129 amino acids.
UUCAGCGGACCAACAUUCCCAUGCUCAGUAGUCCAGAGUACAGCAUGGCGCUCGUGAGUGUUUUCCUCCUGCUGUUAGCGGUCCACCAGUCCGCCUGCCUGUCCAUCGCCUGCCUGGUGAGCCCCGGGUCCCUCACCAACCCGUGCCCCGAGCCCCCCGCCGACUGUGAGCUGGUGAGCGGCGUGUGCGGCUGUCAGGUGUGCGCCAGCCAGGAGGGGGAGGCAUGCGGCAUCACUAACCCCGGGUGUGCUAGCGGCCUGACAUGUGUGUACCCCACCUGUGAGGACACGGUGCAGGAGUACGUGCAGCCUGACGGGACCGUCCUGCAGGCCAUCUCGCCCUGCCUGUGGAACUGGCGCCCGGGGACCUGCCAAACCUCCCCGCUUAACGGUUUUUACCCUUCCGGUUAGUCAGCGACAGUGCGAGGUCACGUGCUGAUCACUAUAGAAAGAUGAAGCCAGCGCCAAUGGAAGGACGAGACUGGGUUUCUCUUUGAAUAAAUGCACGUAUGGGGGUGA